GGAGAGUAGGGUUGUUUCACUUUUUCCACCCAUCACUACAUCUCGUCUCAUACUCCAGUUUUCAACAGAAAAAGGAAAAACUCUCAUCUGAUAGCCUCCGGGUGGUGCUCCUCAAAGUUGAGAUUUCAUUGAGAUGGAUGUUCUGGUAUACUAGUUCUUGGUCAAGAUGGAGGAUCCAGAUGCUGCAUCUGCAUCCGCUCUGGCGGCCAUGGCAGAUCCUGAUGACGCUUCUCUUGAAGCAGCGAUGCAAGCUCCGAUUACUGUUGGGAUGGGACCCGUCGGCCCCCUCCUCCGGAAACUCCAUCGACAGAGUCGGGCGCCAGAUCUGCUAGGUGCGGAAGAUGUUCAUCUUCUCAAGAUUUUAUGCAUCUGGCUGAAGGGUAUGUCGGAGGAGGAAGAGGCUACCUGCCUGGUCCAGUGGUGGAUGAAGAUGGCUCGGGAACUUUGUUAUGACACGGAUGAUCACCUGGACGAGAUCAUCGCCACCGGCGCUCGUGCUGCCGACUCAAGACUACUUACUCGUGUCAAGGAUGCGUGUGAAAGACACCUGCGUUUCAAGUUGUCUCCUACAAAGGCUAUCAAACCAGGUGACCGGGGGGAAUCCUCCCUCGAGCAGCCGCCGGUUCCCCUCCCUGUCCAUCUGGAGCCGCCAAAGAGUCUUGUCGAGAUGCUGGCUUUAGACGACGCCGAGAACACACUCAAGGUGAUACCUAUACUUGGAUGUGCAGGCGUUGGAAAGACAACAGCUGCCAGAGCCUUGUAUCACAAACAUGCAGGGAAAUUUCAGUGCCGUGCUUUUCUAACUGUGUCCCGGAAUCCAGAUAUGAGGGGGUUUCUCACCAGCAUACUCAAACAACUCAAGGCACAACGGCCAGGUCGCUUUCCUGAUGUACCGGACCUUAUCGAUGCUAUCAGCGAUUAUCUCCAAGGCAAAAGGUACUUUAUCGUAAUUGACGAUAUAUGGACUGCAUCAGUAUGGAAUGUUAUCUGGCUUGCUUUUCCUCGUGAUGAUUCUUGCAGCCGAAUAAUAACAACUACAGAGAUUGAAGAUGUAGCAUUGGCAUGCAGUGGUUAUUACUCAGAAUGUGUAUAUAAGAUGGAACCUCUUGAUGAUAACGAAUCCAGAAAGUUAUUUUUCAGUAGAGUGUUUAGCCCUGAAGAUGAUUGUCCAAAACAUAUCAAAGAAGUUUCAGAUGUGAUUGUAAAGUGUGGUGGUUUGCCAUUAGCUAUUGUAAAUAUAGCCAGUCUGCUAGCAUAUGAGUCAAAAACCGUAGCAGAAAAAUGGAAACACAUACAUGAUUCUUUGACUUCCACUUCGGUGGGGAUGGAAAAUGUUCUCAACCUUAUGUACAAUAGUCUCCCAUCUCGAUUGAGGACAUUCUUGCUAUAUCUUAGCAUGUAUGCACAGGACUAUGUGAUCAAGAAGGAUGAGUUGGUGAAGCACUGGGUAGCCGAAAGCUUUCUUAGAGCUGUGGAAGGGCAAGACAUAGAAGAAAUUGCUGAGGGUUAUUUUAAUGAGCUUGUCAGCAGAGGAAUGGUCCAAGCCGUGGACACCGGUUAUAACGGCGAGGUCUUGUCAUGUUCAGUUCACCAGAUUGUACUGGAUUUCAUUAGGCGCAAAUCCAGGGAGGAAAAUUUUGCCAUCACUGUGGACUAUGAUCAAUCAACUCUAGCACUUCCUGAGAAAGUUCGCCGAUUGUCUGUCCAGUUUGGAGGGGUAAAAGGUGCAUGCAUACCGGAAAGCAUCGUAACAUCCCAUGUUCGAUCGCUUAUAUUUUGGGGUUUCAUCAAGUGUGUGCCUUGCAUUAUGGAUUAUGGACUUCUUCGGGUUCUGAUUCUUCAUAUUUGGGCUGACGAAGACAACGAGAGUUUUGACCUCAGUGGAAUUGGUAAGCUAUUUCUUCUCAAGUAUCUCAAGAUCGAAUGUAAUAUCACUGUCAAACUCCCAGGCAAUAUUAACGGGCUCCGAUACUUGGAGACACUGGAAGUACAUGCAGAAUUAUCUGCUGUUCCUGAUGGUAUUUUUUAUCUGGAGAGAUUGCAGCACAUCCGCAUUCCGAGCAAGUCUAUUCUACCCCACGGAGUUGGCCAAAUGACAUCUCUUCGCACUCUGGGGUAUAUUUAUCUCGGCAAUUACUUGGAAGAAAAUGGCCGCACUUUUGAAAGGCUUACUAAUCUCCAGGAUCUUCAGCUCACAUGUUCUACAGUACAGCCAGCAGAAAAUAUGGAAAAGAAUGUGCAACUCCUAGGCUCGAUUCUUGAGAAACACAGAGUAUUGCAGUCCGUAUCUCUAGUGCCAGCUGCUUCAUUCUCCUCUUAUAUUCGUCGGGAUGAUGCUCGGCCCUUGUGUGAUGGCUUCUGCAUCGUUUCUCCUCCACCGGCCCUCCGAAGACUUGAGCUGUCGCGGCACUGUUGGAUCUUCUCCAGCCUACACGACUGGAUUGGAGAUUUUGUCAACCUCUGUAUUUUAAAGAUUGCAGUUGGCGGGCUGUCGAGGGAGGAUACUGAUGUCCUGAAACGACUGCCUGCCCUCACUGCUCUUACCCUGUAUAUCCAGACAGCUCCUGCAGAGGGGGUCUUGAUUGACAAUGGGGGUUUCCAAGUACUCACGUGUUUCAAGUUCUUGUGUGCUGCACCAUGCCUGUACUUUGCGCCAGAAGCAAUGCCCAGAGUCCAAAAGCUCACGCUAGGCUUCAAUACCAACAGAAUGAAGCCACAUAGCCUUCAAACUUCUGGCUUCCGCCACUUGACAGGCCUUACAGAGGUCUCUGUUAAAUUUGGGUCUCGGGCUGGUGAUAAAUUCGACGGGAAAGCUGCAGAGUCUGCAUUAGAGGCUGCAGUUAGCAAUCAUCCAAACACUCCUAUAAUCAGAGUACAAUGCGCACAUGUGUUUUUUGACGGUGGAGAGGAUAAUAGUACCACGACUGGAGAACAAGAGCACAAACAACAAGAGAUUCCACAAGACAACAAGACCACGGGACAUUCGGAGGUACUUGUGAACAAGGAAUUAGUCAAUAGCAGCAGAUAUGAAAAGUACGGUGUUUUCACUCUGCAGAAGAAUAUCGCACAAUCAGUCGACCUCGUGACGGGGGCCUUCGGCUCCCUGCUCCCCAAGCUGCUCGACCUCCACAAGGACGACCACAGGGUCGAGUCUCUUUACAAGGAGCUCGAGGGUAUGCAAGCUGCCCUCCGUGACGUGGCGAGGCGAGAGCCCACUCAGCAGGAUGAAGUGAUCAUGAUCUGGGCAAAGCAAGUAAGAGACAUCUCGUAUGAAGUGGAGGAUCACAUUGAUUCUUUAACUAGGGGCUCGUCCGGAGUGAAUACCCUCGGCGACGAGUACAUCAAUUACAUCAUGGAAAAGGUCCAGGAUGUGGCCGGCAGACGUGAGAGGUACAAGGCUGAUCACAACAUUGUUGCAGCUAAUUCAAAUGCCUCAGCUAACGUCUACCCUCACUUAUGGAGUCUGUGCCAAGAGUCGGAAGAGAGGUUAAUUGGCAUGGAAGUUCCAGUACAUGAGGUCAUAAGGAAGCUGACAGGAAGCGAUUCAGACUAUGAAAAUCACAGCCUGAAGAUAGUCUCCAUUGUUGGGAUGGCCGGAUCGGGCAAGACAACUCUUGCCAAAGCAGUUGCAAAAGUUGUAUUUUCCUCUAAUUCGGAAUGGGCGAACCUAUACUCGACUCAUAAACACGACUAUUCCUAUCGUGAUUCAGUGGAGACUUUUUUUGUUACCGUAUCUCAGGAUCCCGACAUGAAGAGAGUUCUCACGGACAUCCUACUUCAAAUUGACGAGCUGAAGUACACGAGUCUCAUUGGAGCAUCGUGUGACGCAGAGCUGCUUAUUAAUGCAAUCCGGAGAGGACUUCGGAAAAAGAGGUACUUGAUUGUUAUUGAUGAUAUAUGGGAUGUAAAAUUGUGGAAAAUUUUGAAGUAUGCCAUAGAUAAUGGAGAUGGAGGUAGAGUAAUCCUAACUACUCGGCUUUUGGAAGUGGCUGUCAAUGCCGGUGGUGUUUACAAGCUAAAAGCACUUUCUCAUCCAAUGUCUAAAGAAUUAUUUCAUACAAGAUUGUUUGGUGCUAUUCGUAUUAGACCGGAGCCGGAGAUACCUGAAAAGCUUAUACAGAAAUGUGGUGGUGUACCUUUAGCUGUCAUUACAAUGGCUAGUUUAUUUACGGGGAAACCAUGGAACUAUUUCUCUAAGGUGUACAGAAAUGUUAGUUUUGAGUCUGAGGUUGGAAGCAACAGAGAUGUCAACGACACACGGAAGAGAUUAUUAUCUAGCUAUUAUAAUCUACCUUAUCAUCUGAGGGCAUGCUUAUUGCAUCUACACAUUUUUCCUGAAGACUAUUUAAUCAAGAAAGAAACUUUGAUCUGGAAGUGGGCAGCGGAAGGUUUAAUCAUUGAGGAACCAGGGGCAGGGUUAUUUGAGGUUGGAGAGAGAUACUUCAACGAACUCAUAGAGAGAAACGUGGUCAUACCAGUGGAGGACGGUUCACACUGUGGGAUAAUAAUUGGUUGCCAUGUCCAUUAUCUGGUUUAUGAUAUGAUCUGUUCCUUAUCAACCGCACAAGAUUUUGUCACCGUAGCAGAUGGAAGCAAGCAAUACUCUCCUGCUGAAAGCAAUGCUCGCAGGUUAGCUGUUCAAAAGUGGAACGCGGAGCAGGUCGACCCUCUGGCUAACAAUCGCGACGGAAUGCUGAGGUCAUUUAAUACCAUGGGGUGUUGUUUUAGUAUGGGACUAUCACUUUCAAGGUUUGAACUUCUGCGUGUGAUUGCUAUAGAAGAAUGCACUUUCACUGGAGGCAGGAGUAAUCAUCUUAAGCAUCUGGGGAAGUUACUUCUGUUGAGGUACCUCGGACUAUAUAACACUCGUAUUGAUGAGCUACCAGAAGAAAUAGGGGAUCUAAUUUCUUUGCAGACACUGGACUUGAGGGGGACCACGGUACAACAAUUCCCAGCGAGUGUUGCUCGGCUAAGGCAGCUCAAGUGUCUGCGAGCUGAUAGCAUAACAGCACCGGAUUGGAUGGGCAAUUUUACAUCCCUAGAGGUACUACAGCUGGGCGAGGUCGGCAUGUCAAAAGACUUGGCGACAGUGCUAGGCAAACUGACAGAGCUGAGGGAGCUCAAUAUUCAGAUUGAGAAGUUGGAUGAGAUCAUGAGCAAAGCUUUGGUGCAAUCCUUGGGUAAACUGCAGGAAAUCAGAAUUUUAAAGCUUAGUAUGAGUUUCUUGCCGGGUGAAGAGGCCAAUUGGGAAGGCUUUGUGCCGCUCGAGUACCUCCAUGAUCUGCAUAUGAAGAUUCCAUCCUGUGGACUGCCGGCAUGGAUUAAUCACUCGUUUGUUCCGUAUCUGUCACAUCUGUCUGUGGAAGUGAAGGCUUUUGCGGAGGAGCAGGAUCUGGAGAACCUGGGGAGGUUGCAAGAGCUCCUCAGUUUGGAGCUGCUGAUGCCGUCAAACGUCUUCCUCGGCAUCAAGGGUCACAAUUCGUUCCCCAGUUUGAGGUACUUCGGCACGUCUGCACCAACCAGUUUUCGACCUGGAGUUAUGCGGAGCGUGGAAUCCUUUCGUUUCAAAGCCCAGGAGCCAGACUUGAUGGCUGUCAACUUUGACUUCGGUAGCUUGGGGAACCUCCCUUCUCUUCAGAAAGUGGAAGUUGAAAUCAGCUCCACUAGUGACGUCGAGGCGGUGCGUGAAGCGCUGCAGCUUGCGGUGGACAAACAUCCGAACUAUCCCAGCUAUUAUGUCAUAACACCUGAUCAGGUGGGCACUGCGCACCGAAGACUACUGUAACAUGUUGCCGGCUACAGGGUCACCUCGUCAGUCUUUGAGCUUAGUUCUUGUUUGAAGGGGCAAAAACACCCAACAAUACUCUCAAAAAGGAAAAACAAAUGUCUUUCUGUUGCUUAAUUACUUAUUUUGUAAUGGCUAGUGUGGGGAGUCUGGUUUGCUCUUUGUGUAAUAAGGCUAGUUUGGUGGCGCGCCAGGUUUUUUGUCUCUUAGGUUAUAUUCCCAGCGAAUGUAACUAGAGGGUUUUCCUGGUGUGCAUCGAACUCAGCAGACCUAUUUCCAUUUUCUAUUGUCGUGUUGAAUACUGUCUACAUUCUUGUAAGAAAAAAAAAUCCGUGAUCCUCUAUUC
This is a messenger RNA of Triticum aestivum (bread wheat), 6131 nucleotides long. Its product is annotated as disease resistance protein RGA5. The coding region runs from base 167 to 5785 and encodes 1872 amino acids. Gene Ontology annotation, biological process: defense response to other organism. Gene Ontology annotation, molecular function: ATP hydrolysis activity; ADP binding. The record is from RefSeq and is a predicted model, not a curated record. The transcript has 7 exons. Lineage: Eukaryota; Viridiplantae; Streptophyta; Magnoliopsida; Poales; Poaceae.